This is a messenger RNA of Syzygium oleosum, 1038 nucleotides long. RefSeq names its product thylakoid lumenal 16.5 kDa protein, chloroplastic. Bases 137 to 826 code for a protein of 229 amino acids. Lineage: Eukaryota; Viridiplantae; Streptophyta; Magnoliopsida; Myrtales; Myrtaceae. The transcript is spliced from 4 exons. The record is from RefSeq and is a predicted model, not a curated record. Gene Ontology annotation, biological process: photosystem II repair.
UGAGUUGCGGAAUGACUGGAUCAGAUAACAGAAUCCAGCAAACCUUAUCCUCUGAAGGCUCCAAACUGGCCAAUGCCUCAAGUUUCUCACUAAAAGCUACCGGAAAAUUUAAGCAAAAGAAGAUGGUGGGAGCAGAAUGGCAGCCUCAUUUCUUCCCACUGCAAAUCCCCUGUUCCUCUCCUGCUCUUCCUCUUCCUCUUCUUCAUCUUCUUCACUGUCACCAACUGCAUUUAGUCCACACAAGAACCAGUUGAGGAGCAGGAUCACUGUCUGCAAGGCAUUUAGUGAUACCCCCAUUGCAACGGUGAGCAGGAGAGGCCUUGCCAUUUCUUUCAUCACCACCACAUUCCUGUUCUCUUUGGAAGGGAGAGAGAAACUGGGCGGUGCCAAUGCAGCUAUCCUUGAGGCUGAUGAUGAUGUGGAGCUCCUGGAGAAGGUGAAGAAGGACAGGAAGAAGAGGCUGGAGAGGCAAGGGAUCAUCAAUUCAUCCAAAACAGAGAAGGGAUAUUUGCAAGAUCUUGUGUACAAACUGAGUGAAGUAGGACAAGCCAUAGAUAACAACAACCUACCAGCGGCAAGUUCAGUUCUCGGAGGAAGCACGGAGACAGAAUGGCUCCAGAAGGCCAACCUUGCACUCACGAAGCUGACUUCAAGUCCUGAAGAAAAGACUGAGGUGGACACAUUUAAUUCAUCGCUAGCUUCAUUAAUUUCAUCAGUCACAAGGAAUGACAUUGAAUCUUCCAAAGUCGCUUUCAUCACAUCAGCUAGCGCUUUUGAGAGAUGGACAACCUUAACAGGGCUCGUCGAAGUGCUCAAAGGACUAUAGAAACGACGACGAUUUUUCAAUUUUCAUUUUACUUCCCCUUCAAGAAAUUUUCUUUCUCCUGCAUUAGAUAUCUCGGCUAUCAUCCUUGCCGACAAGUUGUUGCCCAUUCAAUUUGAGCAUUGUUUCGCACAUUGAAAAGUACCUCAAAUUCUUGCUUCAUUGUACUUUAAAUACAAUAAGUUUCUCCUAGUUUUAGCCUUGAUGUUACUCUC